Messenger RNA from Meloidogyne enterolobii, 477 nucleotides. The record is from the annotation of a GenBank genome assembly. NCBI's taxonomy places the organism in Eukaryota, Metazoa, Nematoda, Chromadorea, Rhabditida, Meloidogynidae.
UACAUUGAAAGGAAAAAUAUGUUUAGAGGAAAUGAAUGGUAUACCAAAACAGUCCGCAAAUUUUUAGUCCGCAAGUUUUUGCCACAAAUUUCUGUCCGCAAAUCUGUCCGCAAGUCUUCUGUCCGCAAAUUUUUUACGCAAGUGUCCUAUCCGCUAGUUUUCUGUCCGCAAGUUCUGCCCCAAAUAUCUGUCUGCAAAUUUUCAGUCCAUAAGUUUUUGCCGCAAAUUUUCUGUCCGAAAAUUAUGUCCGCAAGUUCUGUACGCAAAUUUUUCUACGCAUGUUUUCUGUCCGCAAAUUUUCUUCUUAAAAGCAUUGAACGCUUGGCUAGGUUCUUUAGAGGUUUUGCAUCCAUAACAAAAAAGAUAAGCAUAUUUCCUGUCCCAGACCUCCCAAAAAUUAGUUUUUCUUCCCCUUCAUUUUGUCGUCACACUUCUAUACAAAUGUUUUUGUCUAAACAAACCACACAGAUUGCCUAA